Apus apus (common swift) is the source of this 805-nucleotide messenger RNA. RefSeq names its product adenosine 5'-monophosphoramidase HINT1-like. Gene Ontology annotation, cellular component: cytoplasm; nucleus. Gene Ontology annotation, biological process: purine ribonucleotide catabolic process. Bases 188 to 616 code for a protein of 142 amino acids. Gene Ontology annotation, molecular function: hydrolase activity. The record is from RefSeq and is a predicted model, not a curated record. The transcript has 5 exons. NCBI's taxonomy places the organism in Eukaryota, Metazoa, Chordata, Aves, Apodiformes, Apodidae.
GGGGCGAGGACGGGCGUCGGCGUGGCUGACGAGAUUCCUGGGGCGCGGGCUGCCCGGCCGGGUGGCGCCACUACUGCCUUCGGAAAGAUCAUCGGCAAGGCGCUUCCCCGCCAGCGUCAUCUACGAGGACGAGGAGUGCCUUGCCUUCCGUGGUCUUUCACCCCAAGCUCCGACGCGUUUCCUAGUCAUGCCUAAGGAGCCAAUUAUCAGGUUAUCGGAAGCGGAAGAUUCUGGUGAAUCUUGCCUUGCCUUCCGUGGUCUUUCACCCCAAGCUCCGACGCGUUUCCUAGUCAUGCCUAAGGAGCCAAUUAUCAGGUUAUCGGAAGCGGAAGAUUCUGGUGAAUCUUGCCUUGCCUUCCGUGGUCUUUCACCCCAAGCUCCGACGCGUUUCCUAGUCAUGCCUAAGGAGCCAAUUAUCAGGUUAUCGGAAGCGGAAGAUUCUGGUGAAUCUCUUCUUGGGCCUUUCAAGAUUGUUGGCAAGAAGCGUGCUGCUCGCCUGGGCCUGACCGAUGGAUUCCGGACGGUUGUGGAUGAAGGGCCUGAGGGUGGGCAAUCUGUCUAUCGCCAACAUCUACGUAUUCCGGGUGGCCGUCUGUUGGGCUGGCCGCCUGGCUAAGAUUUUUGCACCACGAGAGUUGCUGCACGUGUACAAACGGCCACCGAAUGGAUUUUGUCUGUUGCCCGUCAGUCUAGCCACUGUUGAUGUCUGAUUGUUUGUGUGUGUGUGUGUGUGUGGCGUGUCUGUGGAAGGUAAUGAAAGCUUUGAGCGGCAGUUGCACAAUAAAGCUUUACCAUGGGGAUAUCA